GCAGACGCACGUGGCCCUUCCGGCGGCCGCCCGCAGCUGCGCGGGCCUCAGGCGCGCGGGCCGCCCAGCUGUCAAUCACGCGCGGGCUGAGCUCCGCACGGCGGGAGCGGCGGCGGCGGCAACGGCGACGAUGGGACCCCGGCGAGAGAUCUGCGGCUAGCUGGCUGCACUUGCUCCACGGGUCAGGGGAUCGGAGGGGGCAGGUUUGAAGGAUGAUGUGCCAUUAAAAAGAAAGGCCAAAGACUAAACAAGGAGAAGACAAAGAGGAAGACUUCAAAGGAACAGAGUUAAGCAUCCGAGAAGACAAUCCAAGACAAAUUCCAUCUGUAUCAAGUGAGAGUACCCGCCUAAUUCUUUAACAUCUGGGAAGGAUGAGUUCUUGCAGCAACAUCUGUGGGUCCAAGCAGGCACAGGCUGCUGCUACUGAGGGCACGUACCAGCGCUACGGAGUCCGGUCCUAUCUGCAUCAGUUUUAUGAGGACUGUACCACCUCGAUCUGGGAGUAUGAGGAUGAUUUCCAGAUCCAGAGAUCACCUAAUAGGUGGAGCUCAGUAUUCUGGAAGGUCGGACUCAUCUCCGGCACGGUCUUCGUGAUUCUCGGACUGACUGUUCUGGCAGUGGGCUUUCUGGUGCCCCCCAAAAUCGAAGCCUUUGGCGAAGCCGACUUUGUGGUGGUCGACACACACGCCGUGCAGUUUAAUGGAGCCCUAGAUGCGUGCAAGCUGGCAGGGGCCGUUCUCUUCUGCCUUGGGGGCACAUCCAUGGCAGGGUGCCUGCUGACCUCGGUGUUCGUGAGAAGCUACUCCAAAGAGGAGAAAUUCCUUCAGCAAAAGUUUAAAGAGCGCAUCGCAGACAUCAAGGCCCACACCCAGCCCAUUACAAAAGCCCCGGGCCCCGGGGAAACCAAGAUUCCAGUCACUCUGUCCAGGGUUCAAAAUGUCCAGCCUGUUUCGGCAACCUGAGAUGCCUCCCACCCCAGGCUCCCCUCUCUGAUUGCACACAGUGUUCACAAGGAGCGGGGCCAGGUUUGGAGAUGAUGGGGCUUGGGCAUUGGCUGGCCCAGGGUGGGGCUCGGAAGGAGGUAAUGCCCAUGGAGACCCGUGCAUAUGCACCGAGCUGCUCCGGGGGGUCCUCUGUGUGCCCUCUGGAGCUCCCCUCUCAAAUAUCGUGACUCUCUUGUCAUUUCCCGCGUUACUGAGAGCACCCAACAGUUUAGACCAGUUGGAUGACCAGUGGCUAACGCGGUGUGUUUUAUUUUCUAAUAUCGGUUUCCUGAUCUUUCUUGUGUGGUGCUGCUUCGAUUCCUGUCUCACUACGUGUAAGAUAGUGUCGUGCGUGUUCAUAGAAAAAUCGAGCUCCUUGAUUUUGACCCAAACAUUCGUCUUUUAACUCUAUCUUCACGAGGUUACUGAGAUUGGAAACAGAUUUAUUGGAGCGUUCUGCCAAUCUUUUUUUGGUCUUGUUUUGUUUUCUCCAGGGUUUUCACUUGAAAAGCUAAAAUUGCCAAUCUUGGGGAAGAAAUUAACAUUAGGAGUAUCUAUGCAGUGUCUGAAAGCCAGGGAACGAGAUGCCACCACUACCUAGCUGUGUGAUCUUGGGGGAUUCGUUUAACCUCCCCUGGCCUCAGUUUCCUCAUGUAUAGGACAGAGAUCCUGGACUGUGGUGUCUGAGAUUCCUUUUUUGCUGCGUGUCAUCGUGUAUCCCCCAGGCCAUGAUUGUGAUGUCCCCGGGGCUCUCCGCUCGGUGGGACUGUUUGAGAUCUGGACUCCCAGAAAAUCUCCGACUCAGCAGCUACUCACCUUUCAAUAUCCAACCCCAGCAGUUUAUACAGCGCUCUCGUGUUUUUAUAAAGACAAAAGUAAGCCAUCCUCAAAUAAGAAACCCAUGAGUAGAUAUUAACCUUAAAAAGGGUUUUCUUCCUCAAAUAAGAUGUUUUAUUCUCCAGCAAGAUGCUCAUCUCACCCCUAUCCACUUUUACUUAAUCUGUGGAUUUAAACUAGACUAAGGAACACGUGACCUUGGUAUUCUCUCAGAAAUUGUGCCACCUUCGAGUUCUGUCUCCCUUCUCUUUCUUCUUUCACUGGAUAAAUAAAAUAUGUGACCGA
Molecule: messenger RNA, 2105 nt
Organism: Ailuropoda melanoleuca (giant panda)
Lineage: Eukaryota; Metazoa; Chordata; Mammalia; Carnivora; Ursidae
Gene: NRSN1
Product: neurensin 1
Exons: 5
Coding region: 372-962 (196 amino acids)
Biological process (GO): nervous system development
Cellular component (GO): neuronal cell body; transport vesicle; neuron projection
Source: RefSeq, a predicted model, not a curated record